UUCGCAAGCUUUCUAACACCCAAGUUCCAACACCAAGAAGGAAGAAAGAGAAACAAAAACUGAAACAUACGUUUUUUUCCCGACCUUAGAAUUCCAUAACUGUUAAUCAUUUCUCUGCUCUUCAAAUGAGGUCUUUCUGCCUAGCAGUCUCCCUUCUGCUGUUAUGCAUUUUCCUUUCUAGUGUUCAAGGGAUUCGCUUGGAGAAAAGUUUCAAAUCAGCAGGGCAUCCUAAAUUGCAUGAGGGUACUGUGAUGAAAACUAGUUAUGAAGUUAUGGGAGAGGUCAUUCUCUGCAAAGAAGGGCACUGUUCAGGAAAGAGUAGAAAACUUUCGUCUGCAAUAACUUCUAGUGCUCCUACAUCUACCACCACUUCAAAGAGCGAAGAGAAUGGAGAAAACAAAGCUAACCCUACUUCAAAAGUCAAAUCAGGCAACGAAGAAAAUGGUGAGAAGCAAGAGAAAUUCCCUGUUGGUUCACCGACAAGUUCCGAACACCAGGAGGGCCAUGACCAAUAUGCCGACAUUAUGGACAUAGCUGAAAUGGACUAUUCUCCAGCCAGGAGAAAACCUCCAAUACACAACUAAGAGUAGGAAGAAAAACAAGACAUAGAAAAAGAAGCCACAACGUUUUCCAGCACAAUAAAAGGAAUAGAAAUGGGACAGCAUUCCAGAAAUGCUGCAGUUUUUUUAGGGUUUACGAAGUUUUGUGUACAUAGAAUAUUUUAUUAUCAUAGUUAUUGUUAAAACAUCACUUUUGAUGAUUGAGUCACGAUGCACCCUUUUGGGGGGGCACUUUAGGCCUUGUAACCUCACAUAUUAUAGAAUGAAAACUUACUAAUAACAUCAAAAUUUAUGGGUUUAA
Theobroma umbraticum is the source of this 861-nucleotide messenger RNA. RefSeq lists its product as uncharacterized. The record is from RefSeq and is a predicted model, not a curated record. Lineage: Eukaryota; Viridiplantae; Streptophyta; Magnoliopsida; Malvales; Malvaceae.